GACAAAAGCCGAAAGCGAGAAGGGCGCGGGCCGCACACCGCGGCCAGGAGGAAGCCGUCUGGGCAGCGAGCAGCGGGUGCAGGGAGGCCGCCGUGCACGGGGCGUCGGGUGGGCAGGCAACAUGGGGAAGGGGGGAAACCAGGGCGAGGGGGCCCCCGAGCGCGAGACGACCAUGCCCACCUACAGCUGGGAGGAGAUUCAGAAGCACAACCUGCGCACCGACAAGUGGCUCGUCGUCGACCGCAAGGUCUACAACGUCACCAAGUGGUGCCACCGGCACCCGGGUGGCCACCGGGUCAUCGGGCACUACGCGGGAGAAGAUGCUACGGAUGCCUUCCGGGCCUUCCACCCUGACCUGGACCUUGUGGGCAAGUUCCUGAAGCCCCUGCUGAUCGGCGAGCUGGCCCCAGAGGAGCCUAGCCUGGACCGCGGCAAGAACUCUCAGAUCACCGAGGACUUCCGGGCCCUGAAGAAGACCGCUGAGGACAUGAACCUGUUCCAGACCAACCACCUCUUCUUCCUCCUCCUCCUGGCCCACAUCAUUGCCAUGGAGAGUGUCGCCUGGUUCACCAUCUUUUACUUUGGCAACGGCUGGAUCCCCACCGUCAUCACAGCCUUCGUCCUGGCUACCUCUCAGGCCCAGGCUGGAUGGCUUCAACACGACUACGGCCACCUUUCUGUCUACAAGAAGUCCACCUGGAACCAUAUUGUCCACAAGUUCGUCAUCGGCCACUUAAAGGGUGCCUCCGCCAACUGGUGGAACCAUCGCCACUUCCAGCAUCACGCCAAGCCCAACAUCUUCCACAAAGACCCGGACGUGAAGAUGCUGCAUGUGUUUGUCCUGGGCGAGUCGCAGCCCAUUGAGUACGGCAAGAAGAAGCUGAAGUACCUGCCCUACAACCACCAGCACGAGUACUUCUUCCUGAUUGGGCCCCCACUGCUCAUCCCCAUGUACUUCCAGUAUCAAAUCAUCAUGACCAUGAUCGUCCGCAAAGACUGGGUGGACCUGGCCUGGGCCAUCAGCUACUACGCCCGUUUCUUCUUCACCUACAUCCCUUUCUACGGAAUCCUGGGAGCCCUCCUUUUCCUCAACUUCAUCAGGUUUCUGGAGAGCCACUGGUUUGUGUGGGUCACACAGAUGAAUCACAUCGUCAUGGAGAUUGACCUUGAAUCCUACCGAGACUGGUUCAGCAGCCAGCUGGCUGCCACCUGCAACGUGGAGCAGUCCUUCUUCAACGACUGGUUCAGCGGGCACCUCAACUUCCAGAUCGAGCACCACCUCUUUCCUACCAUGCCCCGGCACAACUUGCACAAGAUCGCCCCGCUGGUGAAGUCCCUGUGUGCCAAGCAUGGCAUUGAGUACCAGGAGAAGCCGCUGCUGAAGGCGCUACUGGACAUCAUCAGGUCCCUGAAGAAGUCUGGGGAGCUGUGGCUGGAUGCCUACCUCCACAAAUGAGGCCGUAGCCCUUGGGCAUCCACCAGGAAGAGGCGCCUGGGUGACGGCCACAGGGAGGGGUGGGCUUCUGUUCCGAGGGGUGUCCGUGAGGCUGGGGUACACGCCGGCCCAUGCACCCCAUGCUUGGUCUUUCUUCCUUUCUCUUCUUUCCCUCCCCUGCUGCCACCACCCCUGCCCUCGGUGGGCCCCAGCCCUCCCCCUGCUGCCUCCCAGCCCCUUCUCCCACAGAGCAGAGAGGUGGCCCCAGGAGGUGUCUCCAUCCCUCGCUGCAGCCUCUGCCUCUGGAGAUCUGAGGAUACCAGAGACCCAGGGGUCGGGCCCGGACUCCCCUCUUGACCCAGCCACCAGGGUCACACUCCCCGCUGUUGUCCCGCGACUCCUGGGUCCGUGGGGCAGGGUGCUAGCCGGGUAAAGCUCCCUGGCCCCCUGGGCCUGGCGCUGCUCUCCCUGACGGCCGCUGGUGACGUGCCUGUUGUAGGAAGCUGUGCCUUGUGCUCCGGGUCUCCCUCCCAAGGCUGGGAUGGGCACCUGGGCCCUUCUGCCUGCUGCCCAGGGCCCUGGGUUCUGCAGCGCAGCCGGCUUAGACCUCGAGGUCCAGGGCAGUGUGCUCGACAGCGCCCACUGGAGCUCCCUGCCUGGGGCUUGUGCAGGUGCCGGCCCACCACCGCCCCCACUCCAGGGCACUGGACCUCAGGACCAGAGGGGCUUACUACCCCCAGCCCCGCCCCCGUGGGCACAGCAGAGGCCUCUCCCACCCGGCGAGGAUCUUUGUCCUGAGAUUCUCGAGCAACCAGACCUUCUCCAAAAUGUUCCAUUGCCCGCUGGGCAGUGCCAGCCACUCCCCAGAGGCCACCAGCACCACAAGGUCUCGGCACAGCGUGGGGCUGUCCGCGCUGUCUCUGUGUCUUUGCUGUCCUUACUGUGACUGUGUUUUAACCUUUUGCUGCAGGCUGCACUCGGAGAGGAGGGUGGGACGUGGGCUUUUCCCCAGGCGCCCCUGUGGGCGGAGGUGGGGACACACACCGGGCCAUGGGGACUGGGGGCUGCUGCUGUUAGGAGGACUGGGCAAGCGGAGAGGGAGGGAGUCUGAGGAGGAGGUGACCCUGGGGUGCCAGGGAAAUGGGGGCCCAAUGAGGGCCAUGCGGAGCUGAGAAGAGGAAGAGGAGGUGGGGGCUGGAGGCCGGGGCAGCUGAGGGGAGGGGGACGAGAGAGAGGGAGGGAGGGGUCCGAGCUGCUGCUUUCCAUGAUCUAACCCACUAACCCAUGACCCUUAGAUUCAGGGGAGGGGCGGGGCGAGAACACCGGAGCAUGGGGGCACCUGGGGCAGGACUUCUAGUCCCCCAGCCAGCCGGGAGGGACCAGUGAGUGUCUGUCUCCAGGUUGUCAUGACAACAGCGGCCCCAGCCAGGCCCAGCCAGGGCCUGCCUGCUCCCCCAGGGGCAGAACAACUCCCCUGGAAACUGCUCUUAAUUUCUACCAUGUUGCUUCCCCACCCCUAUGGUUUUUUGGAAAUAAAAGAAGCAAUUUUCUUC
This is a messenger RNA of Lepus europaeus (European hare), 2988 nucleotides long. It is a transcript of the gene FADS2, whose product is annotated as fatty acid desaturase 2. Lineage: Eukaryota; Metazoa; Chordata; Mammalia; Lagomorpha; Leporidae. Gene Ontology annotation, molecular function: oxidoreductase activity, acting on paired donors, with oxidation of a pair of donors resulting in the reduction of molecular oxygen to two molecules of water. The record is from RefSeq and is a predicted model, not a curated record. Gene Ontology annotation, biological process: lipid metabolic process. The coding region runs from base 122 to 1456 and encodes 444 amino acids. The transcript is spliced from 12 exons. Gene Ontology annotation, cellular component: membrane.